Messenger RNA from Nilaparvata lugens (brown planthopper), 8193 nucleotides. RefSeq names its product serine/threonine-protein kinase mTOR. Lineage: Eukaryota; Metazoa; Arthropoda; Insecta; Hemiptera; Delphacidae. Gene Ontology annotation, cellular component: TORC1 complex; TORC2 complex; nucleus. Gene Ontology annotation, biological process: TOR signaling; negative regulation of macroautophagy; protein phosphorylation. The record is from RefSeq and is a predicted model, not a curated record. Gene Ontology annotation, molecular function: protein-containing complex binding; protein binding; protein serine/threonine kinase activity.
AAACCAAACCAACCUGCGAGUCGUGCAAGUUCGUUGUUCGUUUGUAGUUUGGCUGUAUUUCCACUCUUUUGUCCCAGGAAUACAAUAAAACAUUAUUUUUAUAUUUUAACUAGUAUGAGAGAUUCAAGCUUUGGUUAUUUUUCUUCUGUGUAAUAUUCAUAAAAAAGUUUAGUUAUUUUGAAGAUUUGAUAAGCUUGUAAAUAUUAUAACGAUGCCUGUUUAUAUCUGUAAUAGAAGUACAAUUUUGUAAUGAAGUCUCUAUUAAUAAAUUCAUAAUCGUUCAGAAUGGGUUGCGAAUUUCAGCUUUAAUUAUAUGGACAACUAGAUUUAAGUGCCUUGUUGAUUAUAAUUAAUUGGUGUAAUACCCACCAUGUCGAACGCCUUGCUGCAGCAGUUUGUGGCUGGACUCAAGUCCAAGAGUCAAGAGACUCGAACAAAAGCAGCCAGGGAACUAUAUUUAUAUGUCAAAACGGAGCUUAGAGAAGUCUCGGCUGAGGAGUUGACAGCAUUCAUGGACGAAUUUAAUCAUCAUAUUUUUGAAAUGGUUUCUGGCUCAGACGUCAAUGAAAAGAAGGGUGGCAUCGUUGCUAUAGUUUGCCUGAUAGUAGCUGACGUUGGAAAUAUCAACAAUAGGAUAAGUAGGUUUGCCAACUAUCUGAGAAACCUGCUGCCGUCCAAUGAUCAGGGAGUGAUGGAGCUGGCCGCUAACACAGUUGGCAAGCUUGCAUUGGUCUCGGGAACUUACUCAGCCGAAUACGUUGAAUUCGAGGUGAAAAGAGCUUUUGAAUGGUUGGGCGGGGAUCGGCAUGAGGGAAAGAGACACGCAGCGGUGUUGGUGUUACGGGAAUUGGCCUUAUCAGUGCCCACAUACUUCUUUCAGCAUUCAACAUUUCUUGAAUUAAUUUUCAAUGCGAUUCAUGACCCAAAGCCUUUCAUCAGAGAGGGCGCUGUCGAGGCACUGAGGGCAGCUCUUGUCGUCACCGCGCAACGAGAGACAGCGCAAACUCAAAAGCCCACCUGGUAUUCAAACUGCUAUUACGACGCGAUGAAAGGCUUUGAGGACAUAGUGGCAAAGGGAAUUAGCAAGGACGACCGCAUACAUGGCUCAAUGCUGGUGCUGAAUGAGUUGUUGCGCUGCAGCAAUGUGCAGUGGGAGCGCACCUACGAGGGACUCAUGCAGCGUAUACAGUGCCAGCCGCCCCAGCCUGUGCCCGACUCGGUGAGCCUGCUGCCGCGACUGAAGUCGCCGCUGGUGAGCAAGUCGCGCAGCCACGUGAGCCUGGUGCGACGCGGCGUGGUGUCGGGCGCGACUGCGACUGCGGCCGCAGAGGGCAAGGAGCAGGCCUUCUACGAGAGUGCCGCCUGCCGCGCCCUGGUCGCCGACAACCUCUCCAAGAUCUGCUACUCGGUGCUCAACCAGCGCCAGUCGCGCAGUCCGCACAUCCAGCACACUUUGCUCACCAUCCUGCCCCGCCUAGCCGCCUUCAACCGCGACAAGUUUGUGCAGCUCGUUUCCAUCAGACACUUUAACGCAAAUAGUGAUACUAUGACAAGCUGCCUGAUGGAGAGCAUGAACUACCUGCUGGCGACACUGCAGGGCCGCGAGCGAGCCGAUAGAGCUCUGGCGUUCACUACCAUUGGUCUCAUAGCUGUAGCUGUGGAACACCAUAUUCAGCCCUUUCUUCCCAAAAUAAUGGAGGCCAUACGAACAUCUCUCCCGGCCAAGGAAACGCCGAGCAAGAAGCGCUUGUCAGGCCUGGAGCCGAGUGUGCUGGUGUGCGUGACGCUGCUCAGCCACGCGGUGAAACAGCUGAUGCAGAACGACGUGCACCAGCUGUUGGAGCCCAUGCUGGCCACUGGCCUCAGUCCCGCACUCACCACCGCACUCAGGGAGCUCGCCGCCAAUAUUCCUCAGCUCAAGCGCGACAUCUCCGAAGGCCUUCUGAAAAUGCUGUCUCAAGUUCUAAUGCAGAAGCAUUUGCGCCACCCGGGGAUGCCAACUCACAUUCCGUCUGCGUCGUCGUCUCUCCACAUGCCAGUCGAUGCUCAAGAUGUCCCUUCAAUUGUUCUGGCCCUCAGGAUCCUUGGAAGCUUCAAUUUUGACGGUCACUCACUACUGCAGUUUGUGCGUCGCUGUGCCGAGCACUUUUUGACCAGCGAGCAGCAGGAGGUGCGCCUGGAGGCGGUGCGCACAUGCAGCCGCCUGCUGCGACUGGCCAUCGAGAGCCAGGCCAGGGGCGGCACUGGAGGUGGGGGCAGCAGUCAACACUCGCACACCGUCACCAACACGGUAGCUGACGUGCUCAGCAAGCUGCUUGUCGUCGGCAUCACCGAUACAGAUGCUGAUGUGCGAUUCUGGGUGAUGGCAUCGUUGGAUGAGACCUUUGAUCAGCAGCUGGCUCAGGCUGAGAACUUGAGUGCUCUAUUCGUUGCAAUGAACGACGAAGUCUUCGAAAUCCGAGAAAUGGCCGUCUGCACCAUCAGUCGUCUGUCUUCUUUUAAUCCGGCUUACGUGAUGCCGUCUCUUCGAAAGACUCUUGUCCAGUUUCUAACCGAACUUGAGUAUAGUGGUAUGGGACGAAACAAAGAGCAAAGUGCCAGGAUGUUGGAUCACUUGGUGUUGAACGCUCCACGGCUGGUUCGACCCUACAUGGAGCCUAUACUCAAAGUGCUUGUGCCAAAGUUGAAGGAACCGGAGCCCAAUCCCAGUGUUGUAAUCAGUGUUCUCACAGCUAUUGGAGAUCUGGCUGAGGUGAAUGGACAAGAGAUGCAGCCUUGGAUUGGUGAGCUGCUGACCAUCCUACUGGAGAUGCUGGGAGACGCCUCGUCGCCGGACAAGCGCGGCGUGGCGCUGUGGGCUCUCGGCCAACUGGUCGGCUUCACCGGGUUCGUCGUCAAGCCCUACAACCAGUAUCCCGCUCUCCUCGACACGCUCAUCAACUUCCUCAAAACUGAACAACGGAUUGUUAUCAGGCGCGAGACAAUACGUGUUCUGGGAUUGCUUGGUGCUUUGGAUCCAUACAAACACAAGAUGAACCUUGGACAAAUCGAUUCUCAGAUCGAUUCUACGGGACUUCUGUCUAUGACUGAUGGAAAAUCUGAUGCGGAAUCUAGUCUUGAUCUGACCACCAGUGAAAUGCUCGUAAACAUGAGUACAUCUACACUUGAAGAGUACUAUCCAGCUGUAGCUAUUGGUACAUUAAUGAAAAUCAUCAGGGAUCCAACUUUGUCACAACAUCAUACAAUGGUAGUUCAGGCCGUAACUUUCAUCUUCAAAUCGCUAGGAAUAAAAUGCGUGCCAUACAUCCCGCAAGUGAUGCCAUCUUUCUUGAACGUCAUCCGGACGGCUGACAUCAACUUCCGAGAGUUUCUAUUUCAGCAGCUGGCAGUUCUCAUUGCCAUAGUGAAGCAGCAUAUUCGCAAUUAUCUUGAUGACAUUUUUACCCUCAUAAAGGAGUUUUGGACCAUAAAUAGCCCUCUGCAGAGUACAUUGAUUCUGUUGGUUGAGCACAUAGCAGUGGCAUUAGGAGCAGAAUUCAAAAUUUAUUUAUCGCUGCUAGUUCCUCAUAUACUCAGGGUGUUGGCUCACGAUACAAGUAAAGACAGGAUGGUUACUGUCAAGCUGUUGAGCGCCCUGCAGAAGUUCGGCAGCAACCUGGACGAUUACCUGCACCUGGUGCUUCCCCCGAUUGUGCGGCUGUUUGAUGCCAACGACUGCUCAGUGGCGGUGAGUCGCAUGGCCAUGGAGACCAUCGACCACCUCUCCGAGACACUGGACUUCACUGAUUUCGCAUCACGCAUCAUACAUCCCCUGGUGAGGAGUCUGGACACAAACCCAGAUGUUCGGGGCACGGCAAUGGAGACUCUGUGCGCAAUGAUGGUGCAGCUGGGACGCAAGUAUCGCAUCUUUGUGCCGCUUGUCAGCCGAGCUGUACUACGCCACAAAAUUCUAUGUCCAAACUAUGAGAUGCUCAGCAAUAAGAUUCUUACUGAAUCAACUGUCGCUCCAGAAGAGGAUUUGCUCAUAAGCAGACAAAAGUUGAAUCGAAUAAAAAAUAGAGAAAUUCCAGUUUCUUCAGAGACAACUACAAUCAAGAAGAUGAAAACAUUUCCCAAUAAUUUGCAAAAAUCUUGGACGGCAACUCGUAGAGUAUCGAAAGAUGAUUGGCUUGAAUGGCUGCGGAGGCUGUCAAUUGACUUCCUCAAAGAGUCUCCAUCGCCAGCUCUCAGGUCGUGUUGGGCGCUUGCACAGACAUAUUCGCAACUACCCAGAGACUUGUUCAAUGCGGCGUUCGUCUCGUGUUGGACAGAACUCACAGAAGACAUCCAGCCGGAGUUGAUAGAGACAUUGCGACAGGCUCUACUGGUUCCUGAUCUUCCAGAAAUCACGCAAACCAUUCUUAAUCUUGCCGAGUUCAUGGAGCAUUGUGAUAAGGGUCCACUUCCUCUGGAUGCGAAGCUUCUGGGUGAGAGAGCCAUGCAUUGCCGUGCCUAUGCAAAGGCUCUGCAUUAUAAAGAAGAGGAGUUCCACAAGGGGCCAACCUCCCAGGUUUUAGAGGCAUUGAUAUCCAUCAACAACAAACUUCAGCAAAAAGAAGCCGCUGCCGGUCUUUUGGAAUAUGUGAUGAACCAUGAUGGAGAUAAGUUCAAAGUCCAAGAGCGUUGGUAUGAGAAGCUGCACAAUUGGGAGAAAGCACUGCAUGCGUAUGAAGAGAGACUGGCCGAGAAUCCACAUGACAUUGAAAUAACUCUUGGUCAGAUGCGAUGCAUGGAAGCUCUUGGUGAAUGGGGCCAACUGCACGAACUGGCGGACAAGCACUGGCACGAGGUGACCGACUCGGGCCGAGAGCGCAUGUCGCGUAUGGCGUCAGCGGCGGCCUGGGGUUUGGCGCAAUGGGACUCGAUGGAGACGUACGUGUCGUGCAUCCCACGCGACACGACCGACGGUGCAUUCUACCGGGCAGUGCUGGCAGUGCAUAGCUACCAGUUCGCCUCCGCCCAGCUGCUCAUCGACUCGGCACGUGACCUGCUCGACACCGAACUGACUGCCAUGGCCGGUGAGAGCUACCAGCGAGCCUACGGCGCCAUGGUGUGUGUGCAGAUGCUCGCCGAACUGGAGGAGGUCAUUCAGUACAAACUGGUGCCCGAGCGACAGGCCACCAUUCGCACCAUGUGGUGGGAUCGGCUACAGGGAUGUCAAAGAGUGGUUGAAGACUGGCAGCGUAUAAUUCAAGUGCGAACUUUGGUGGUGAAGCCCCAUGAAGACAUGCAUACCUGGCUCAAGUAUGCUUCGCUCUGCAGGAAGUCUUUCCGUUUGAAUCUAUCUCAUAAAACGCUGGUGAUGCUGCUGGGAAUGGACCCUUCCAACAAUCCGGAUCAGCCACUUCCCACUAACCAUCCUCAAGUCACAUUUGCUUAUACAAAACAUCUAUGGGCCACUGGCAAGAAGGAGCUGGCAUUCAGCCAGCUGCACAGUUUUGUGCAACAGUAUCUGCAGCAGUCUUCAAACCAGCUGCACCCCGAGGAUGCCAAACAUCAACAGGAAACCCACAGAAGGCUACUUGCACGAUGCUACUUGAAGCUGGGCCAGUGGCAGGAGAGCCUGCAGGGCAUCAACGAGCAGUCGAUCCCAGCUGUUCUUCAGUACUACGCCGCAUCCACCGAGCAUGACAACUCGUGGUACAAGGCGUGGCACGCCUGGGCAUACAUCAACUUCGAAACCGUCCUCUUCUACAAGCACCAGCAUCAGGCCAUAGGAGAGCCGCCCACCCCACGUGCCGCCGCCCCUCUGCCAAGCAACCAGUACAUCACCAAGUUCACGGUGCCGGCGGUGGAGGGCUUCUUCCGGUCGAUCGCCCUGUCGCACGGCAGCUCGCUGCAGGACACCCUCCGUCUGCUGACUCUCUGGUUCGACUACGGCCAGUGGCCCGAGGUCUACGACGCCAUUGUUGAGGGCAUUCGCAGUAUUGAGAUCGACACUUGGCUGCAGGUGAUUCCGCAGCUGAUAGCCCGCAUCGACACGCCGCGUGCGUUGGUUGGCCGCCUGAUCCAUCACCUGCUGAUGGACAUAGGCAAGCAUCACCCGCAGGCGCUCGUCUACCCACUAACUGUCGCCAGCAAGUCCAACAGUCUGCCGCGCCGCAAUGCCGCCAACAAAAUUCUCAAAUCCAUCUGCGAACACAGCCAACUGCUCGUGCAACAGGCUAUGAUGGUAAGCGAUGAACUGAUUCGCGUUGCAAUCUUGUGGCAUGAGUUGUGGCACGAAGGCCUCGAAGAAGCAAGUCGGCUCUACUUUGGAGAGCGCAAUGUGAAGGGCAUGUUCGAUACUCUCGAGCCUCUGCAUGCGAUGCUCGAAAGAGGACCUCAAACUCUCAAAGAAACUUCAUUCAAUCAGGCGUACGGUAGAGACCUGGUGGAGGCGGUGGAGUGGUGCCACCGGUACAAGGGCUCGGGCAACGUGCGCGACUUGAACCAGGCGUGGGACCUCUACUACCACGUGUUCCGGCGCAUCUCCCGCCAGCUGCCACAGCUGACCAGCCUCGAGCUGCAGUACGUCAGUCCCAAGCUGCUGGUGAGCCGCGACCUCGAGCUGGCUGUGCCUGGCUCCUACUGCCCCGGUCAGCCCACUGUGCGCAUCGCACACAUUCAGAGCUCACUGCAGGUCAUCACCUCCAAGCAGCGCCCGAGAAAGCUAUGUAUCAAAGGAAGCAACGGCAACGACUACAUGUUUCUACUGAAAGGUCACGAGGAUCUCAGACAAGAUGAAAGAGUGAUGCAGCUUUUUGGUCUGGUCAACACUCUUUUGCUCAAUGACCCUGAUACUUUCAGAAGAAACUUGACAAUUCAGCGCUACGCAGUGAUUCCGUUGUCGACGAACUCAGGCUUGAUUGGAUGGGUGCCGCACUGCGACACUCUCCACACCCUCAUCAGGGACUAUCGAGACAAGAAGAAGAUUCUUCUGAACAUAGAGCACCGAAUCAUGCUGCGUAUGGCUCCGGACUAUGAUCACCUCACGCUCAUGCAGAAGGUCGAGGUAUUCGAGCAUGCUCUUGAGACGACACAAGGAGAUGAUCUGGCCAAACUGCUGUGGCUCAAAUCACCGUCGUCUGAGGUUUGGUUUGAUCGCAGAACCAAUUACACUCGUUCAUUAGCUGUUAUGUCUAUGGUUGGCUACAUUCUUGGACUUGGCGACAGACAUCCUUCGAACCUGAUGUUGGACCGAUUGAGUGGGAAGAUCCUGCAUAUUGACUUUGGUGAUUGCUUCGAAGUAGCAAUGACACGAGAGAAGUUCCCGGAGAAAAUUCCUUUCAGACUCACUCGAAUGCUCAUCAACGCCAUGGAGGUGACUGGCAUCGAAGGCACGUACCGGCGGACGUGCGAGAGCGUGAUGUGGGUGCUGCACCGCAACAAGGACAGUCUGAUGGCUGUGCUGGAGGCGUUCGUGUACGACCCGCUGCUCAACUGGCGCCUCAUGGACCCGACGGGGCCGCAGGGUGGGGGCGGUGGAGGCGGGGGCGGAGGCGGCAUGAAGGCCGGUGCCAAACGCAGUGUACCGUCGUCGUCAUCCUCACGGGACGACCCGGGUGAGUUGCUCGCCAACAGCGUCGCUGCGGCCGCCGCCAGUCUUGGCCCCCCGGCCAACCUCGGCCCCGCCAAGAAGCCCCCUGUGCCCAGCAGUGUCGAGAAUGCCGGUGAGAGCAGUCAACCGGAAGCGUUGAACAAGAAGGCGCUGACCAUUGUGACACGAGUGAGAGAGAAGCUGACCGGCAGGGACUUCUCACACGAAGAAACGCUGACAGUGCAGCGCCAGGUUGAGCUGCUCAUUCAGCAGGCAACUGCCAACGAGAAUCUAUGUCAAUGCUACAUUGGGUGGUGUCCAUUCUGGUGAGAUGUUACCAAAAACGGUUGUUCAAAUAAGAGAAGACUGAGUAUUGAUAGACGUGUUUAAUGGUUCCUCUGUAAAUCUGUGCAAACAUAGCUGUAUUGGCCGAUCAUCACAGACAUCUUUGUUUAAUAUAUCUGUAGAUCAAUGUUCGUAAGUAACCUACUUCAACGUUAUAUUUUAUUUAGUUUUAAAUGGUCAAUUUGUAUUUAGAAUAGUAUUUAUCACUGAUUCAAAGUAAUAAGCCAUACAAUCCAGAUAUUUUAUAAAUUGUUAAGACUCUGAAUAAAUGAAUGUCACUUUUCAUUCAA